Bombina bombina (fire-bellied toad) is the source of this 1562-nucleotide messenger RNA. RefSeq names its product eukaryotic translation elongation factor 1 gamma (gene EEF1G). The record is from RefSeq and is a predicted model, not a curated record. The transcript has 10 exons. The coding region runs from base 127 to 1419 and encodes 430 amino acids. Gene Ontology annotation, biological process: translational elongation. Lineage: Eukaryota; Metazoa; Chordata; Amphibia; Anura; Bombinatoridae. Gene Ontology annotation, cellular component: cytoplasm; nucleus. Gene Ontology annotation, molecular function: translation elongation factor activity.
GGUGCGCACUUCUCACUAUAUUAUCCUGCACAUCACGACACUUCUGUUUCCCCUCUCUUUGCGACGUUGGCUUCGCUACGUCAGCUGGCCUCACAGUACGGCUCCUCCCUUUCUCCUCGCACGAAAAUGGCCGGUGGGACUCUCUACACGUACCCUGACAACUGGAGGGCAUACAAGUCCCUCAUCGCUGCUCAGUAUUCAGGGUUUUCCAUCAAAGUUGCCUCUACCUCUCCGGAAUUCCAGUUUGGCGUAACUAACAAGACUCCAGAAUUCCUCAAGAAAUUCCCACUUGGAAAGGUCCCAGCAUUUGAGGGAGAUGACGGCUUUUGCCUGUUCGAGAGCAACGCCAUCGCUCAUUACGUGGCCAAUGAGGAGCUCCGCGGCACAAGCCGUGUGCACCAGGCUCAGAUCAUUCAGUGGGUCAGCUUCUCAGACAGUCACAUUGUCCCCCCGGCCAGCGCUUGGGUCUUCCCCACUUUGGGAAUCAUGCAGUACAACAAGCAGGCUACAGAACAAGCCAAGGAAGAGGUGAAGCUUCUGCUGGGUUCUCUAGAUGAGCAUCUGAAGACACGGACGUUCCUGGUGGGCGAGCGGAUCACACUAGCUGACAUCACUGUCAGCUGCUCUCUUCUGUGGCUUUACAAACAGGUCCUUGACCCGGCUUUCCGUCAGCCCUUUGCAAAUGUCACAAGGUGGUUUGUCACUUGUGUGAAUCAGCCACAAUUCCACGCUGUGCUGGGGGAGGUGAAACUCAGUGACAAGAUGGCACAGUUUGACGCCAAGAAGUUUGCAGAUAUGCAGCCCAAGAAAGAUGCACCCAAGAAAGAUAAACCAGCAAAAGAGCCCAAGAAAGAGGAGAAGAAGAAACCUGCCCCUGCCCCCGAGGAGGAGCUAGAUGAGGCUGAGCAGGCUCUGGCAGCGGAGCCUAAAGCUAAGGAUCCCUAUGCCCACCUCCCCAAGAGCUCUUUCGUUAUGGAUGAGUUUAAGAGAAAAUAUUCCAACGAGGACACGCUGACUGUUGCUCUGCCUUACUUCUGGGAGCACUUUGACAAGGAGGGCUGGUCCAUCUGGUAUGCAGAGUAUCGCUUCCCUGAGGAGCUGUCGCAGACCUUCAUGAGCUGCAAUCUAAUUACCGGUAUGUUCCAGCGUCUGGACAAAUUGCGUAAAACCGGUUUUGCCAGCGUCAUUUUGUCCGGGUCCAAUAAUGAUAGCAUCAUCUCCGGCGUGUGGGUCUUCAGAGGCCAGGACUUGGCGUUCACAUUGUCUGAGGAUUGGCAAAUUGACUACGAAUCCUACACCUGGAGGAAGCUGGACUCUGACAGCGAGGAGUGCAAGACAUUGGUGAAGGAAUAUUUCUGCUGGGAGGGCGAAUUUAAACACGUAGGGAAACCCUUUAACCAGGGCAAGAUCUUCAAAUAAGGACCCAGGGGAGGGAGAGAGAGCGGUCUGUCACCUGGAGAGUUGGUUGGGUGGUGAUAUUUUGUUUUCUCCUAAAAACCCAAAACCAACAACUUUUUAAUUUAAGGCCGCAAACAGAAAAAAUAAAAAAAACUCAAGUUAAA